AUGAGGAACGCUAGUGGGCUGUCCGCCGCUGACCUGGCCCAUGCCCAGGGGUUCCGCGAGUGUGCCGAGAUGCUCUCCAAUGCGCAGAACCUGCAGUGGAACCAGAACCUGACUCAGACCCAUCUUAACGGCUUCUGUCUGAACGGUACCACCCAGAAUGGAGGCCACUCCCACCCUCUCAUCCAAGGGCGGAGCCUCCUUAACGGGGCACCCAAUAGAAAGAGAUCGUUUGAUAACAUGGAAACCAAUCAAAUCAAGAAGGCCAGAACUGACGGUAGAUUUUUGCAUUUUUAAAACUCUAUAAAAAUAACUUAAACUUGCGAGGGAUUAUUAACAUUUUCCAGUUACUUUUUUAUGAGCAAGAGUUUUAGGGUGACUAAUCUUUCCUGACUAGGGUUGCAAAGAAAACUGGUAAUUUACCAAAGUUACCGGCAUCUUCUGUAAUCUAUGAUUACUUUGGUAAUUUAUAAUUUUUUUAAAUGUAUUAAUAUAUAGUAUUCCUUUUUUUUAUACACUGCUCAAAAAAAUAAACACAAUGACAAAACAACACAAUGUAACUCCAAGUCAAUCACACUUCUGUGAAAUCAAACUGUCCACUUAGGAAGCAACACUGAUUUGACAAUACAUUUCACAUGCUGUUGUGCAAAUGGAAUAGACAACAGGUGGAAAUUAUAGGCAAUUGGCAAGACACCCCCAAUAAAGGAGUGGUUCUGCAGGUGGUGACCACAGACCACUUCUCAGUUCCUAUGCUUCCUGGCUGAUGUUUUGGUCACUUUUGAAUGCUGGCGGUGCUUUCACUCUAGUGGUAGCAUGAGACGGAGUCUACAACCCACACAAGUGGCUCAGGUAGUGCAGCUCAUCCAGGAUGGCACAUCAAUGCGAGCUGUGGCAAGAAGGUUUGCUGUGUCUGUUAGCGUGGUGUCCAGAGCAUGGAGGCGCUACCAGGAGACAGGCCAGUACAUCUGGAGACGUGGAGGAGGCCGUAGGAGGGCAACAACCCAGCAGCAGGACCGCUACCUCCGCCUUUGUGCAAGGAGGAGCAGGAGGAGCACUGCCAGAGCCCUGCAAAAUGACCUCCAGCAGGCCACAAAUGUGCAUGUGUCUGCUCAAACGGUCAGAAACAGACUCCAUGAGGGUGGUAUGAGGGCCCGACGUCCACAGGUGGGGGUUGUGCUUACAGCCCAACACCGUGCAGGACGUUUGGCAUUUGCCAGAGAACACCAAGACUGGCAAAUUUGCCACUGGCGCCCUGUGCUCUUCACAGAUGAAAGCAGGUUCACACUGAGCACAUGUGACAGACGUGACAGAGUCUGGAGACGCCAUGGAGAACGUUCUGCUGCCUGCAACAUCCUCCAGCAUGACCGGUUUGGCGGUGGGUCAGUCAUGGUGUGGGGUGGCAUUUCUUUGGGGGGGCCGCACAGCCCUCCAUGUGCUCGCCAGAGGUGCCCUGACUGACAUUAGGUACCGAGAUGAGAUCCUCAGACCCCUUGUGAGACCAUAUGCUGGUGCGGUUGGCCCUGGGUUCCUCCUAAUGCAAGACAAUGCUAGACCUCAUGUGGCUGGAGUGUGUCAGCAGUUCCUGCAAGAGGAAGGCAUUGAUGCUAUGGACUGGCCCGCCCAUUCCCCAGACCUGAAUCCAAUUGAGCACAUCUGGGACAUGUCUCGCUCCAUCCACCAACGCCACGUUGCACCACAGACUGUCCAGGAGUUGGCGGAUGCUUUAGUCCAGGUCUGGGAGGAGAUCCCUCAGGAGACCAUCCGCCACCUCAUCAAAAGCAUGCCCAGGCGUUGUAGGGAGGUCAUACAGGCACGUGGAGGCCACACACACUACUGAGCCUCAUUUUGACUUGUUUUGAGGACAUUACAUCAAAGUUGGAUCAGCCUGUAGUGUGGUUUUCCACUUUAAUUUUGAGUGUGACUCCAAAUCCAGACCUCCAUGGGUUGAUACAUUUGAUUUCCAUUGAUAAUUUUUGUGUGAUUUUGUUGUCAGCACAUUCAACUAUGUAAAGAAAAAAGUCUUUAAUAAGAUUAUUUCAUUCAUUCAGAUCUAGGAUGUGUUAUUUUAGUGUUCCCUUUAUUUUUUGAGCAGUGUAUAUGUGUCCAUAUUGUCCAUGAGUUUCUAGUGGAUAGACCAUUAUGGUUCCAGAGAAAAUAGUUUAGGCUAAUUAAUGAAGAAAGCAUUUAAUCAACAAUGGCAUUAUUUUCAAUUAACUCUGCAACUCUUGACUUUUUUCACAACCAGUUUGGUGCCAAAACGUUUACAACAAAGAUGUAUUGACAUAGUAAAAUAAGUGUGUAACCAAUACACCAAUGGUAUUCACUAAGUUGAUGGUUUAUAUUUAGGAUAAUGUUUACAGCUUUAUCAUUCACUUUUUAUUUGAAAAUCAUCUUUUUUUAUUAUUUUGUAUAUUUUCGAGGGCCAGAGAUAAUUACAGACACCUGUGAUAAUCUGAAGUACCCCAAAAAAAGGGCACUAGAUGUCAUCUGAUCAAAUAAAUAAAAAAUACCUUAAGUUACCAAAAUGUUGCUAGUUUACUGGUAAACUUCAAAAGUUUCCAGUAGUAUUGCCUCCAUUUGCAGCCCUAUUCCUGACUGAAUUUUCACCUUACCUAAUAAUGUGUGAUAAAGCAUCAAGUGUCAUAAAACCUUUUUAAGAUUCUAAAAUCCUGUUGUAAAACCAUGAUUAACCUGGCCUGGCCUAUUGAGAAACUGGUAGAAUACAUUGUUGUUCGCUGAAUUGUGCAGCAUUAGAACAAGCAGUAUGAGGAAGAAGGGGGUGGGAGGGGGACUUACCUUUGCUGUUUGCCAGGCCUCUGAUGUUGACAUUUAAAAGCAUCUGCUUGUUUUAUUGGACUUCUGCAAACUGUGGAGCAGAGUUUUGAGCGGUUACCAGGAAGUUGAUACAGGCUGUAGGGAAUCAGGAAAUGGGGCAGUGGCCGAUUUAUUGCUGAAUGAUAAAGCCUAAAAUUGGACUUUGUACUCGCUGAGUAAGGUAGAUUUUAUUCUAGCAUGCUAAAUACCAGUGUCUCCCCUUAUGCCCAGACAGCCUGUGCAUGCUGGAAUGGCCUCUUUGGGACUGUAGAGUAUUCUGACCAGUAUGUCAUUGUAUUCUUAUUUAGUCGUAUUCUAGAUGGUAGCCCAACACGCUCAUCCACUACUCUCUCCACUGCUCUAACUAGGUAUGGGCCUGCCGCUGGGGAUGCUGAAUGGGAAUGGGUCGGUCUGCGGCGUCGGAGAGUUCCUGAUGGAGAGCAUACACCAGGAGAGCAUGGAGUCAGCGCCGCCGGCAGUGAGCUCAGGUGGGCCAGGACCCUUGGCGUUUGAGAUGAAUGGGUCUGCGCCAGUUCCAGGCCUGCUGGACCAGGAGCAGGACCAGGGAGGAGUGGAGGUGUCCACCCCGGCCCCUAAGGAACUGGAGAUCUUCACUGUGGCCUCCAUGCAGAUCCCCUGUCGCUGCACUAACUCCUAUGCCUACCUGUAGAGGCCUUUAGAGUGCGUGUGUUGAGUGUUGACCCUCCUAGUGGUUGUAUCUUGGUAGAAUGUCCAUCAGGCCCCCUCUGGCCAUGUUCUCUCACUGAUGGCAUUAUUUUUAGUGCAAUUGUUGGGUUUUUGGCAUGAUAAUUAUGUAUUUCCGGUUCUAGAAAUAAGGGCGUAAAUAGUUAAUUUAUUGUAUUCUACAUACAUGUUAUGAAAUACAUUGCCUUUCUACCAUACUUAAUUGAUAGAGAAACAUUAGUUUUAUGUUUUGUUGUUAUACCAGUAUCUUUGAAUGAUCCACAAAAUUCUUGUUAAAUAAUCUUGUCUUUUUGGCAAAGCCCCUUAGGAUGAGUGAAUUCUGUUUUGCACAAUUAUCCCUCCACCGCCCUACAUUGCCCAAUUGUAACUGUAAUAACGUUGUAAAAUUAUAAUCUACAUUCCUUUGAUGUAGAAACGCCCACAACUUGAGAACAACGUACUAAAACCAGCCUCACUUGGUUUAAGGAGAAGAUUAGGGAGAAGACGGAGAAGAUUAGGGAGGUUAAACUUAGGUUAGUUCAAAUCCUAGAGGCUGCACUGAAGUUUCCCUCUGCAUCAUGAAUAUGCAAUGACAGAAUUCUGACCUUUAUGAAGUUAGACCAGUGGUUCCCAACCGUUUUUUAACCGUGACACACCUUGAUGGGAUAUAAAAUUCUGCGGCACACCUAACAUUUCCCUAUUAAUUGAUUUAGUGGUAAUGACCUCUUCUCUUAUCUGAUCCAUACAGCAAAUCAAGUGUUUUUUAUAGAUUUAAAUAGGGUUUAUUUGAAAUAUUUUCAUCGUUUUAAUAAUUCCUUACUCUCAUGAUGGUUAAUUAGUGUGUACUAAAGUUCUUCACGGAUCCACCUGUAUGCGAAUACACGAGACCAGAUCCGGGACCCAAUCUGGUCCGGAUCCACAAUUCUAAAUAAUGUCAAGGGUUUGGGUCAGAUCUGAUAUGAUUGUCACUGGCCUUGGGUAUGUGUAAUUUUAACUGACUUGUCUGCUAGGACCCACAUAGAACCGAACACCACUGCUGCAGUAGAGAGAGAGAGAGAGAGAGAAAUUGUAUAAUUUAGGCUGCUGCUCUUUGUUUUUCACGAGAGUGGCGCAUUUAGCUUGUUGGUCAAACAUAAGAGCCAAUUUAUGCUUGAUCCGAAAAUGUAGUCGAGGCAGCGUAUGGAUGGUGUGACGCAAUUGCGGAGCCUCCAGAGGCACGCAAAGGCCAAAUUGAGCCUUGAACCGCAUCGCCUUAUGCCUCUCAAAUGUGGAGGGUUCCGUAUAAGCUCCGCAUUGACUUGAUUGGUUGACUGUAGGUGAGGGCGGGAGAUCCUGUAUAAACACAAACCGACUUCCUUGUCAACUUCCUCCACAACUGCUCGGUGAAGUGCAAGAAGUAUGAAUGCCCUGACUUCUGCAGAGGCUAUAUUCACGGUAAAUGCUGCAUGGCCAAUGCAGACGUCGGAAUGACCAUGAAGCGCCUUUCAGUCAUAAAAGCGGAAAUAGGCUACAUUCAUAGAGCGUCACCUCUCUACCUCCUCGCGCUUUAUCAGCUCCGGUUAAUAAAGUAGCUUAAAAAUGUACUUUUCUGCUGCUUCACUCGGACCGGGUCUGGAUCCGAUCAGGUCUAGACGGAACAGGUCUAGUUGUCCUCGGGUCUGUUCGGAACGGGUCUCUAUAUAUUUGUAUUUUAUUUAUGCAUAUCGGGUCCGGAUGGGAAACCCCAGGUCCAUUUCAGAACGGGUCCAACCAUUUUAGAAGGUCUCUAGCCCUUUAAGAGCGUCCCCGAAUCUGCACCAGAAAGAAAAAAAAUACAGCUCUCGUAAAAUAGGUCAUUCGUUUUAACAGUUUGGGCUACAAACAAGCGGUUUUCUGCAUCGUAAAGGUGCAACCACAUACACAAAGUCAUGAUCUGUUUGUUUCUAUGGCACAAGCUGUGGUAUAGCUAAACUCAGAGCCAUAUAUUAAGAAUUAAAUUACUCCGGCUAAGCUUAAUCAGACUUUCCUGUUUUAAUGGUUUUCACAGACUAAGUAAAAUGAUACAAAUUAUCUGACCGACACUGUCUAGUGCGCCCGAGUCAAAAUUCCAUGUGCAUUCUACAGGUCACGUUUAUAAGUGAGUGUUAAACAUCGGUUGGGAACCACUGAGUUAGACAUCCAUUUGAUGUCUUUACUGAGUACUGCAUUUAGUGGUAGCAUUGUUGUUGCACCACUUUGGCCAAUAACGGGAUAAAGACAGAAUUUGUCCAUCUCAUGUCAGAAUGAAGAGACUACUAGAGAAUGUUCCUGCCCUUACCAGAGUAAAAAUAAGGGAAAGCAUAUUUUGUUUUAUUAGUUUGUUUAAUUCCCCCCCUGAGAUAAUCUACCUUUUUGGCCAUUUCUGGUGACUCCUCUGUCUCAUAGCUAUGAAGCUUUUUAAAUUUAUUUUUUAUACAAGAACUCCCUUGUUAUGCCAAAGCAUAUCUUUACAUGAAUGUAUAAAGUACAUAAACCUUUACUGUGCAGCUUUUCUGUAUUAUGUGAGCUUUUAGGUAUUUCCAAGGUGUGCUAUAUGACCUGACCCUGUCCUAUUAGCUAGCAGACUGGAGACUUUGGUUUGGUGAGCCCCUCCUAGUGCCCUCACCUUCUCUCAUUCUACUUUUCUAGGAGAGGACUUUGUAGCUUUUCUGUAUAGCCUAUCUAGGCCUAUUGUGUCUGGUGUUGAAAAUGAUGUGAGUUUAUUUUGACCGUUUUUCUAAGUUUCUGCAGCUUUAUUUGUCUUGUUUUGUUGUAGUAUUGCUUUGCUAACUGCAGUAAUGACAAAAUGUAGAUGCUGAAUUGUUGAACUAUGACAAAUGAGCGUGAUUAGUAGUGCUACAAUUUUUAUGAAGCAAGGCAAAGCUACUCUUGCCUAAGGCAAUGUUUUUUUAGAGAGAAAUUAAUCUUCGUAAAUGUAUUGUUAACAAACUUUAAAUCCCCCCUGCAUAUAUCUGCUUCAUGCAUGAAGGACAAUUAUUCUGUCAAACAAUCAGCCCUGCAGUACUAUUGUCUGUACAGAAUCACAAAUGUUAAUGAGUAGAUAGUGUUUAUUGAUGCAAAUUAGAGCUUCUAAUGCUCAGUGCUGAGUAGUUUUGUAUACUUUAAACUCAUUAAAUGGUCAUUAUUUUGAAUAACAUGAUGGUGGGCUAUGAUUUUUGUCUUAUUUUUAUUUGUUUUGCAUGAUAAAUAAUCUCUACAAUCGUCUGUAAAAACACUGAGAAGCAAUAUUAUUUCAUCUUUUCUAUAGUUACCCUGAAUAACUGAGUAGUUUGGUGCCCUCUAGUGAUAUUGAGGAGGCUGUGCAGCCCCUCAAUUGUGGCGUCUCAUUUCUAAGGAUUAUGCUGUCAUUUGUAUUGUCCUGUUUUGGCGGUAUGGCUGAACCAAUCGGAGCCGGGAAGGGGGUGUAACUAGGCCAGUGCCGACUCAGCGUUUGUGUGUCAAUGUAACCAGGAAGAGGACAGUCAUGUGACACACUGCAAGGGUCAAAGAUGACAAGAUUAUGAGGUUUUCUGGAACCUAUUUGGCAACCUUUUAAUCAAACUCUUCUGUGUAGAUGUAGUCACGAGGUUUUACGUUUUUGAAAUGUUCAUCUCCAUCGGGAAUAGUUGUGCAAAGCAAAAUCAAUUCUUAAAUCUUUGCUUAUUGCUGUGAGCAGGAAGUUCUGGCCCCGUACUGGCAAAACCAGCAUUGAAAUGAAUUUGACCAGGUGUCCCAUUUACCCAAUGGCAGGUGACCCUCUAGCAGCAGGUUUAGGGUGUGAGGGGACCCCGUCGAGCGGCUCUACGAUCGCCCCCGCUGACAACGUCCACCACCACGUCUACAGGGAUACAGCGGAGCACAUGGUUGCCACUGGUAACGCAGGCAGCCAGGUGGAACACCAGACGUCGGUGAAGGCAGAGCAGCAGUACAGCCAUUAG
Molecule: messenger RNA, 7430 nt
Organism: Coregonus sp. 'balchen'
Lineage: Eukaryota; Metazoa; Chordata; Actinopteri; Salmoniformes; Salmonidae
Source: the annotation of a GenBank genome assembly